AUGUACGCGAUCCAAGAGGACGGCGCCGACAGCCCUGUAUCGCCCGGCACCGGUACCGGCACCGGCACCGGUCGUCGUCGCCGUCGCUCAUCCCGCGGCGACGGCAACGACGUCGACGGAAGAGGCAGCGUCAACCGCAGCGGCAGCCACUGGGCCACCGCCGGCGAGAGGGUACCGGGGACGCCGCCGCCUACCGCGCUCAACUCCCCGCGCAAGCUGUCCAACGGGUCGGCGUCGUCGGUCUCGACCAUGUUCUCCCGCGAGAGCGCGCGGUCCGAGAUGCAGCGAUCCUCGUCGUCGAGCAGCAAGACGAGCUUCGACUCCUUCGACUCGGGGAACUGGAAGUCGGUCGACUUCGGCGGCGGCGGCCCACGCUCGCCGGGGGCCUGCUCGCAGCAGUACCGGAGGGGAUCCGGCCCCGACGGCAUAUUCGGGGGACUGCCCGACGCCGUCCUCGGCCUCGUCCUCGACCACCUGAAGAGCCUGCACCUCGACGACGACGAGGACGGCACGUGCGCGACGUGCUGGAUGCGCGACGUCUGCAGCAUCAGCCUCACAUCACGCAGGUGGUCCAAACCCGCGCGGGCGGCACUAUACGGCGACAUCCAACUGGUGGGCGCCGACUCGGCCACUCUCAAGAAGCGCUUCAAGCUCAUCUACGGACCGCGCAUCGUGCUCCUCCGACGGACCCUCCGAGCGGACCCGGCCAUCGCGCGCCUCGUGCGCUCCAUCAAGGUGCCCCGACCGGAGCCGAAGACCAGGGGCCUGACGGCCAAGGUGCUGGAGCAGUACGAGGACCUGGUGGCGUCGCUCAUCAUGGCCUGCCCCAACCUCGAGACGGUGUCGGGCCCGCUGACCGGCUACGAUCACGGCUUCAGGAAGAUGUGGCACGCCCUCUCCACCCGCACCGAGCUCAGGGAGCUGAACUGGCUCCUCGAGCCGUCGGCGGCGCAGAAGAAGAGGCAACACCAGCAGCCGCCGCCGCCGCCGUACCAGGCCGCAGGACGGCCGCACAACCUCGGCGGGGCCGCACCCGCCUCCGCCGUCGAGGAGGAGCCCGACCCCGGUAUCGAGCCGGCCUUCCUCCAGCUCCACCAGCACCUCAAGUCCCUCACCUGCCUGACGAUGCACUGCUACCCGGGGGCGGGCCUGGGGUCGGACACGCUGCUGUCGCGGACGCUGUCGGCGCUCCCCUCCCUGCAGCGCCUGCACCUGAGCGACCUCCCGGCCGGCUCCUUCAGCGACUCGACGCUCCUGUCGCUGCCGGCCCUCCGGACGCUGUCGCUCACGGCCGUGCCCGGCAUCACGUCCGCUGGGCUCUCGUCCUUCGCGACGCGGCCGCAGAGCCAGCCGCUCCGGAGCCUGAGCCUGCGCCACACCCCGCUGACGUCGCUGCCGGCCCUGGCCCGCAUCCUCUCCAAGCUGGGCUCGCUCGCGAGCUUCGCCCUCACCCAGACCUUCCCGCCCAUGAUGCCCGACGACGACGACGACGUCUUCUCGCUGUGGAUGAUGCCGUACCUGGCGUCGCCGAGCCUGCGCUCCAUCCACUGGGACAUCACCAGCCACCGCGACUGCGCCAACGUCGCCGACGACAUACUGGCCCGCAGCAUCGCCGCCGGCGGCUUCCCCGCCCUGCGCGUCCUCCGAGCCCCCAACGACCCGGACGCCGUCUUCCAGGGCCUCUGCCGGCCCCUGGACCGCAUCGACCUCCCCACCGACCGCUUCUGCGCCUCCGACAUGCCCCGGCCCCUCUCCCCCGCCUCGGGCCCCCUCGACACCCCCACCUUCCCGCCCGCCCAGCCCCUGCCCUCCCCGAGCAGCUUCCUCUUCGGCCUCGCCUCCCCGCGCCCCACGCCCACCACGCCCCAGUUCCCGCCCGCCUGGUCGGACGUGCCGGCCCCCCCGGCCUGCACCGACCUGCGCAUCGCCCGCCUCUCGGCCCAGACCCGCCUCGAGAGAGCACGCGCCAGGCACCGGUUCAGCGUCACCGUCACCGACGACGAUGGCUCCGUCGUCGACCGCUUCGGCGUCGGCGGCUUCCUCGGCACCCUCGGCAGCCCCAUCAGCUACGUCCUCCUGCCUGACCCCGGGUCCGCCGACGAGCGCGGCGGCGCCGUCCACCUCAAGGACCUGUACACCGAUGCGGGCGAGAGCCUGGCCGAUGCCGACCGGCGCGGCUGCUGCGGCGCCUGGAACCGUCGGGAGGGACCGGUGGCUGAUAAGAAGGAUCGGGAGAGGUGGUGGCAUACCGAGAGGGGGAGGUGGACGAGGAUAGAGCUGUAG
Molecule: messenger RNA, 2283 nt
Organism: Geosmithia morbida
Lineage: Eukaryota; Fungi; Ascomycota; Sordariomycetes; Hypocreales; Bionectriaceae
Exons: 2
Coding region: 1-2283 (760 amino acids)
Source: RefSeq, a predicted model, not a curated record